Messenger RNA from Poecilia reticulata (guppy), 6516 nucleotides. It is a transcript of the gene igf1, whose product is annotated as insulin-like growth factor 1. Gene Ontology annotation, cellular component: extracellular region. Gene Ontology annotation, biological process: cell population proliferation; positive regulation of cell population proliferation; insulin-like growth factor receptor signaling pathway. Lineage: Eukaryota; Metazoa; Chordata; Actinopteri; Cyprinodontiformes; Poeciliidae. The record is from RefSeq and is a predicted model, not a curated record. Gene Ontology annotation, molecular function: growth factor activity; hormone activity; insulin-like growth factor receptor binding.
CGCUGCCCCAGCUGUUUCCUGUUGAAAAUGUCUGUGUAAUGUAGAUAAAUGUGAGGGAUUUUCUCUCUAAAUCCGUCUCCUGUUCGCUAAAUCUCACUUCUCCAAAACGAGCCUGCGCAAUGGAACAAAGUGGGAAUAUUGAGAUGUGACAUUGCCCCGCAUCUCGUCCUCUUUCUUUGCCCCGAUUUCUUUUUUUUAAUGACUUCAAACAAGUUGCUCAUUUUCGCCGGGCUUCUUUGUCUUUUUGCGGAGAUCCGCGGUGAUGUCUAGCGCUGCUUCCUCUCAGUGGCAUUUAUGUGAUGUCCUCAAGGGUGCGAUGUGCUGUAUCUCCUGUAGCCACACCCUCUCACUACUGCUGUGCAUCCUCGCCCUGACUCCGACGGCAACAGGGGCGGGUCCGGAGACCCUGUGCGGGGCGGAGCUGGUCGACACGCUGCAGUUUGUCUGUGGAGAUCGGGGCUUUUAUUUCAAUAAACCAACAGGCUAUGGGCCCAGUGCAAGGCGGUCGCAUGGCAUCGUGGACGAGUGCUGCUUCCAGAGCUGUGAGCUGCGGCGCCUGGAGAUGUACUGCGCACCCGCUAGGACUACCAAGACAUCUCGUUCUCCUCGCGCACAGCGCCACACAGAUGUGCCAAGGACACCCAAGGUCAGCAACCCGGGACAUCGAGCGGACAAGGGCACAGAGCGCAGGACGGCGCAGCAGCCAGACAAGACAAAAAACAAGAAGAGACCUUCAUCUGGACAUAGUCAUCCAUCCUUCAAGGAAGUCCAUCCGAAAAACUCAAGUCGAGGCAGCUCCGGGGGCAGAACUUACCGAAUGUAGGGAAGCGUCGAAUGGACAACACCAUAGGAAGAGAGAAGGGAGUGGCCUUACCCGGUACCCCUGUGGAAUGGUUCACUGUAUAACGAAACGAAACUAAAAAUGGCCUAAAAGCUUUAAAACAUUAGAAAAGUUGAGUUAAAAGGUUGGAUGAGGGUUCUUGUGAUCAUCUUAAACACUGCACCAUUCCAUAUCGGGAGGAAAUCUUUGUUAACUCAUUCUAACAGACUAGUUUAGCUGCUAAAACACAAUAAGAGCUUGCUAUACCUCCAUGUUUAAACAGCAACAACCACCUUCCUCGGCUCCAGAGAAGGUGGGAACGUCACCAAACAGGAAUAGUUGGUCACAUCCUUUUCACUCUUCUGAUUGCUUCUUUGUCACAGCCACAUAUAGCAGUUACUAUCCCUGUUCAAAUUCAAUUUUAUCUUUAGCGUUUGUUUUUAUGCACUAUGCAUUACUGUGGAUAUGUUGUUUAUCUGAAAGACCAACACCAUGUUGUUUAUUGUCGGUCUUUUAAACGUUGCUGUUGUUAAUUUUCUUUCCAAGCCCCACUUAGACCACAACUUGUAGGUUUUAGUUGUUUUUUUUUUAAUUCAGCUUUUCAAUCAACCCAAGAUUUCUGACUUCUCAGCUUAUUGUGGUUGUUUAAUGAACAGAAAUGGGUCAGUCAGUGGAUUCAAAGUUCAGCUGGCGCAAAUGAGAGCGCUAAUCAAAUAGUGACAAUCAGCCAUUAUGUUUGUUUUCUGUGUGCUUUUCACAGAUCACCAGUUUUUCCUGAUCUGAUUGCGAAAACUCCAACUGCCUGGAGACAAACAUUUUGUACAAAUCAUAAAUGGUCAGUUUUUUUAAAGUAACUGAGCCAAGAGCAAAGAUUAAAGCAAAAAACUGAAAUAUUGGAACUAUAUUGGAAAAUUAACUGUACCGCUAUUUUUAAAAUUAAUCAUUUUUAUUGGACUUUUUUUAUAUUAUAAAUCACCGCAAAGUUGUAAAGUAGGAGAAUCCUGCAGGUCUGUCAGGAUGUGUCCCUACCUGCUUUGCAUGACUUCAGACUGACAGUUACAUCAAUUUUAAAAUUUUGCCUUUAUUAUAAUUUUUUAUUUUAAACUUUGACUAGACCAUUCCAAUAACUCCUCCUCUACUAGUUUACCUGUAAAUAGGCAAGUCGCAAUAACUAAUUUUUCUGUUCGAUAAAUUGCCCACAAAAGUUAUUGCGAUAAACGAUAAUAUUGUUGUUUUGAGACCGUUUUCAACUAAUGUGAGAACUCAUUUUCAAAAAUCAAUAAAGAAAAAAACCAGAAAUAACAAAUAAAGGGAAUAAUAAAGUUUCUAAUAACAAAACUGCCCUUCAAAAAAAAAGUUAGUUGAGACCAAAUUGAAGAUUUUUGUCCUCCAGCUUUUGGUGAAAAAAGAGAAAAACUAUCAAUUAUUCAACUGGAAAUGAUUGAGUUUGUUUAAAUUUAUCAUACGAAUAAUUGAUUAAUUGAUUUAUUGCUUACUGCGGCAGUCCUGGCUACAUCCUGAUUGGUUCCCUGAUCCUGCAAAAUAAAAUCAUGUACACAAGAAAAAGAACAAAAAUCCCAAAUUUCUUCUCAUCUGACUUACUCACAUGCUUCAUUCCUUGUGUGGCUUUUGGCAAACUUAAACAGGGCUUCUUUCAGAAAUCAGUUUCUCUGUGCAACUUUUCCAUAAAGCAAAUAUUUGUAAAGACCACGACUAGCAGUGACCCUAUCAACAGAUUCUUUGCAUCUCCUCCAGAGUCAUUUCAAGACCUGAAUACAUGUGCACACCACAACUUUCAAGUUUUUGUUUGUAAACAUUCAGAAAAAAACAUCAUUUUUCCCAUUCCUCAAUUCUAUUGGUUAAAAUCCCGUGAAGUUUGUGGCUACCACAUGAUAAAAUGUAGAGAUUUAGUAAAGUUCAGUCUAAUUAUCACUCUCUGAUCUCUUAUUUAACGGAGAACAAAAAAAAAUCCUAAUGGUAGUUUAGGCUUGGAUUGUAUAAUUUGAUACAAUGACAACCAAACAGCACAGCAUCCGUUUCAAAGUCCACUGGGAAGUCAUGCAAAAUAAACUGGUAAACAUUACCAACCGACGUCUGACGGGGGAGAUGCAACAGUACACAAUUACACUUAUAAAUAAUCCAAAUAUGAGUAAGGGUCAAGAUCACCUUCACAAAUUUCACAAACAAGCCAGUUCUGAGAAGACACUGCAUGAUAAUUGACAGGAAACUAUUUUUUUGUUUUGUUUUUUUUGUGUGAGCCUCCCUGAAAACGCCCCAAAGAUGGCUCAUAUCUGGCUCUGUCUCCUCUCUCUGUGUAUAAUCAAACUGUACUCCCAUUAUGUUAACCUAUGCAUUACUAUCACUCAUUGUACAUGAUGGUUUCAUAUAGCAAAACUGUAUUAAAAAUCCUAUCCACUGUAUAAUGGUGCUAUUUUAUAGUUUGGUACUUGCAAAGAGAUGGCUAAGACAGACGAAUGGCAGGGCUUACAUUGGAGGUCUUCCCUUUUGCACAGCCUUGUGGCCACCAUGUUAAUAGUGAUUUUAUUUGUAAGCAGUUUCAGUAGUGGAAGCAAGUAAAUGUAUCUGUGUGAUCUCUGUGAAUGCAUGGAGAGGAAAAUGAGAAAAAAGGAAAAUGAGUAUACAAUGUUGUGGCCCCAAGAAGGCAAAAUGCUAUUUUUUCUACUAUUCUUAAAUUAUUUUCUCAACACAAAUCAAUUUUGCCAAAUGUCUUGAGAAAAAUACUGUGAUUCUUCCAGUUGUGUUUAAGCUUGUUAAAGGUCAUGGUGUGCUUUUGUCUGUCCAGAGUGUGUGCGUGUGUGCAUAUGCCUCCCUGGAAGCCAAAGUAUCAAAUAUUAGGGGAACUCAAAGUGGGAUUAUGCAACUUUUGCUUGACAUCGUCUAUUGUUGGUAGAAAGCAAUUGCAUUUUGUUCAUGAUUAUAUCGUUGCCUGUAAUACUUUAUUUUAUUUUUUUAUAUUUUGCAUGAUCAUAUUUAAGGCAAACUUCUUAAAAAUAUUUUCAUUACCAAAAUUACUUCAAUUCAGUAUGAUUUUGCUGUCAUGAGAAUCCAUCCGUAUUUUGAGAUUAUACAUUUUGUUUUGUAUUAAAAACCAGAACUUCUACCUUUGAAUGGAUUGGGACCUAAACAUACUCUGAUUGCAAGAAAACCUAGAACUGGUUGCUCAGCAACAAAGAUAACUAAUAUUAGCUUUAAAAAACAAACUCAAAAUGUGUUAACUUAGGCUACCUUCACACUGCAGCCUAAAGUGACCCAAUUCCGAUUUUAUUUUAUUUUUUUUGUCUAAUAGUAUUUUUUCGGCGUGGUUGUUCACUCUUCCAAAUAUAUGCGACUUGUAUUCUUUAGCGUGGACUGUAAACGACCCGAAAGUGUCCCGCAUGCGCAGUAGAGGGCGCAAUAACGUCACAAAUAGAGUGCGUGCGCAGUGUUCUGCCAACCGCCAUAAAGAGGAAAUGCUCAGUGUUUGCGGAAGUAAACAUGGAUGCUAGCUUGGAGCUUAGCUUACAAUAAUGGAGCAAGCACAUUAACAACUUCUUCCUCAUUAUGGUCCGCCAUGUUUUUCUUCCCGCUUGGACGUAUCACGACGCAGAAUAGUGACUUUUGUCGAGUAACAAUGACGUUCAGGUAGGCCGUUCAGAUUCUGAUCACAUUUGAAAAGAUCGAAUGUAUAUCGGAUAUCCAAGUGGCUCAUGAAACGAUCAGAUACAGGUCACGUUCAGACAAAAACAAAAAAAAAAAAAAGGAUUUGGGUCGCUUCUGGUACAAGUUAAGCUUUCAUUAGUGGCAGCCAUAUCAGAUAGAUUGAAGUCUUGUCCCUUUAUUAUUUUUGCAUAAUAACAUGGAUGGUGAAGAGUUGUGAUAAAAUUCCACCGAACCAUUUAAUCAAAUAAUUCAGCACUGAUUAUGGGGUUAGGCAAAAAGUUGAGAAAUAAUUUUAUUUUAGGGGGUUUUCUUUCGCUAUACAUAACACGGGAUCAGUAGAAGAUUUAUAUUUCAGCUAUUAGCUCAAGUUAGCCGAAAACAUAUUGCGAAAACGGCUAGCAUAGCGUCGUUUGCCCAAAGCAGCCCGAAAUUUUUAGAAAAUCAAUCAUCAAUUCUCAUGGACAUUGAUCUAAAGGGAACUGAAAAUGUUGGGAACAUUUGUUUAGUUAUAUUUUUUUCGUCAACUUUAGAACCAAUACACUUUCAUAUCUGUUAGCGUCAGCUAAAUUUAGCCAAAAGCAUGCUAGAAAGUCUCAGUGUAGCUUUGUUUGUUUUUGGAAGCCUCAAAGAUCCUAAGUUAAUAAAAAAAAAAAGAAGCUGCAAACAUCCUAAAUAACUUGACACCUGACAUCUUCAUGAUAUUUUGUUAACCAAACAGCUAUUUCCUUCUUUGACGUCUAUGCUAUGCUAACUGAACUAAGCUAUGUAAGCUAACCAGCCACUGCAGCUUCUUCUAUAAACAGUCAAGCACAUUCAUGAAACUAUUUUAGACUUCUUGUUAACUUUAACAUUUAUUUUUCAAAAUAAAACAUGACACUUUCACAUUUAUUAGUAGAUACAUGCUUAAUUAAUGUUAUUUUUUACAUAAAUUGUAACAACUGUAGCAAAUGUAUUUGCAAAUGAAGGGGUAAAAUUGCUAAAAUAGCUAAACAGUGGAGCCUUGGUACUAGCAAAUGGCGCAAAUCAUUUAGACAUUUCCACAGAAAAAGUCCUCUUUGAAUACUGAACCACAAAUAAGCACUAAUUUAGGCAAUUAGGCUGCUUGUAUAAUUUUGGUUAAACAUUAUGAUUCCCUGUACUUUCCAAAUAAAAAAAAACUUGUAUUUUAACAGCAGCUCAAAUUGCUAGUUAAGAUUUUUACGCAUGCACAAAUCAACAUUUGCAUUUUUAUUACCAUUUAACAAAAGUUGCAUGGUCUCACUUUCAAAGUCACAUAAGGUUUUAAAUAAUUUACUGAGAAAAAAUGUGACUUAAUUUUAGAAGUUCAGGAGCAGGAUUGCACCUCAAACACCAAAUUUCUAAAAAAAAAAAAAAAUCAUAAUAAAACGAUUGCUUGCAUCCCCUUGAUGGCACAGUCGUUGCUCUUGAACUUCAAUAAAUAACAUUAAAGUGUGUGAAUCUUUUGCAACGGUUUUUAAUGUUCUUUUUAAAGUAUACAUUUUAGCCCAGGUGAGUAGGGUGAAGUAAAAGCUAGAUGGAGAAAAUAUGUUCUUCCUUUAGAUAUACAGUACAUACCAAAGACUUUUUAAAUAAAUUAUAACUCAUGAAAAUAUAACUAUAGCAUGAUUCCAUUGUUAUCUCGACUCCACUGCAGUUUAAUGCUUAAGUAUCUGAAAUAUGGCUAGUGUUGUAAAAAGUGAAAGUGCGAAUGAACCAGACAGAAAUCCCUUUGUGUAUAUGCCAUAUUUUAAGGAGCAAACCACAGAAACGACUUCAAAUCAUCUGCUUAUGAAUCACUCGAACAUUUCAAUCUGUCAGUUGUGUGAAACAAUCAAAAAGCAUGGGAGGACGUGUGUGUGAGUCAUUCAUGACUCCCUGAAGUGUUUAAUGAGUAAGUGUAUUUUCCUGAAGCUCACUGUCCAAGAAACUGUUUAAUUACAGCCCUGUUAUUUAUGGUGCUUGAUUGCCUUCUGUAGGAAAAAAUACUGACAAACUGUUCACCAUUCCUGCUGAAUAAACCACUUGUCAACAUCACA